Salvelinus namaycush (lake trout) is the source of this 1253-nucleotide messenger RNA. Its product is annotated as rho-related GTP-binding protein RhoV-like. NCBI's taxonomy places the organism in Eukaryota, Metazoa, Chordata, Actinopteri, Salmoniformes, Salmonidae. The transcript has 3 exons. Gene Ontology annotation, molecular function: GTPase activity; GTP binding. Gene Ontology annotation, biological process: small GTPase-mediated signal transduction. The record is from RefSeq and is a predicted model, not a curated record. The coding region runs from base 1 to 684 and encodes 227 amino acids.
AUGAGCCAAGAGGCCGGGUUGGAGAGGGAGCCAGCGCCCGGGUUGGAGAGGGAGCCAGCGGCUAUCAGCUGUAUGCUGGUGGGGGACGGGGCUGUGGGCAAGACAAGCAUGAUAGUCAGUUACACCACAAAUGGAUACCCCACGGAAUACAAACAGACCGGCUUUGAUGUCUUUUCUGGUCAAGUCCAAGUAGAAGGAGCCCCAGUCAGAAUACAACUAUUGGACACAGCUGGACAGGAGGUGUUUGAUGAUUUCCGCUCCCUCUCCUACUCCCACACGGACGUCUUCCUGCUCUGCUUCAGUGUGGUCAACCCCACCUCCUUCCGCAAUGUCACCAACAAGUGGAUCCCAGAGAUCCGAGCCUGCAACCCCUCAGCUCCCAUCGUCCUCGUGGGCACCCAGUCCGACCUCCUGCUGGACGUCAACGUCCUGAUCAACCUGGACCACUGCGGGGUCAAACCGGUGCUGACCACUCGAGCACAGAGCAUGGCGGAUAAGAUCAGAGCGGUGGACUAUGUCGAGUGUUCUUCGUUGACGCAGAAGAACUUAAAAGAGGCGUUCGACGCGGCCAUCUUUGCUGCCAUCAAACACAAGGUCAGGAAGGAGAAGAAGAGACGGUUGUCAGAAAGGCGCAGCAAGGCCUUCUCUAAAUGCAGCUGGAAGAAGUUCUUCUGUUUUAUCUGAGAUACAGACCCCAUUGGUCAUGGACAGAAAGACUAUUAUUUAUUAACUUAUGAAGACUUUGUAAGAACGAUGUAACUUUAGAAUAAACCAGCGGUGGUGAAUGGACUGAGCUCUAUGGACCUAUAGAAGUGCUUAGUUCUCUCCUGGUCUGGAGAUGGUGGUAUAGAUACUGAGGCUCACUUAGCCAAAAGUCUGUGGUUGGGUGUCUAGGCUGCUCUGAGCAGGCUCUCUCUCUCUCUCUCCUUAUCUCUUUCUCUGUGGAUUGAGUUGCUUUGAUUAGUGAUUUACAUUGAUUACAACAAAAACAGGGCACAUUAGCAUGCCUGAUUGUUCAGGUUGACAGAUUGUCACUAUCCAAAAGUACAGUAUCUGUCAAGUAGGCCUACAAGGUUUAGGUAACCAAGUAAGAAGCGAAAGAAUAGAGAGAAUAUUAAAACCAUGUACAUCACAAGCAUCCUGUCAGUGGGACAAGGCCGUCAUGUAAAUGUUCUGAACUAAUUUGCAUGGUCUGGAUUGGUGCCCGUUCCAACCUGAGAUUUUACUGCAUCGACUCUGUGUGGUAGUACCGU